Lipotes vexillifer (Yangtze River dolphin) is the source of this 1694-nucleotide messenger RNA. It is a transcript of the gene FAM131A, whose product is annotated as family with sequence similarity 131 member A. The record is from RefSeq and is a predicted model, not a curated record. The coding region runs from base 6 to 1106 and encodes 366 amino acids. The transcript is spliced from 6 exons. Lineage: Eukaryota; Metazoa; Chordata; Mammalia; Artiodactyla; Lipotidae.
CCAGCAUGCCUAUGAUUUCUGUGCUGGGCAAAAUGUUUCUGUGGCAGCGUGAAGGGCCUGGAGGACGAUGGACUUGUCAGACAAGUCGCAGAGUGGCCUCGGAUCCGGCGUGGGCUGUGGAGUGGAUCGAACUUCCUCGGGGCCUCUCUCUAUCUUCCUUGGGAUCUGCUCGGACCCUCCGAGGCUGGAGCCGGUCCUCCCGCCCUUCCUCAGUGGACAGCCAGGACUUGCCAGAGGUGAAUGUUGGAGACACAGUCGCGAUGCUGCCCAAGUCCCGAAGAGCCCUAACUAUCCAGGAGAUCGCUGCGCUGGCCAGAUCCUCCCUGCAUGGUAUUUCCCAGGUAGUGAAGGACCACGUGACCAAGCCCACUGCCAUGGCCCAGGGCCGAGUGGCUCACCUCAUUGAGUGGAAGGGCUGGAGCAAGCCAAGUGACUCGCCCGCUGCCCUAGAAUCAGCCUUUUCCUCCUACUCAGACCUCAGUGAGGGUGAACAGGAGGCUCGCUUUGCAGCAGGAGUGGCCGAGCAAUUCGCCAUUGCAGAAGCCAAGCUCCGGGCAUGGUCAUCAGUGGAUGGGGAGGACUCUACCGAUGAAUCCUAUGAUGAGGACUUUGCUGGGGGAACUGACUCAGACAUGGCUGGGCAGCUGCCCCUGGGGCCCCACCUCCAGGACCUCUUCACCGGCCACCGAUUCUCCCGGCCUAUGCGCCAGGGCUCCGUGGAACCCGAGAGCGACUGCUCGCAGACCGUGUCCCCAGAGACCCUGUGCUCUAGUCUGUGCAGCCUGGAGGACGGGUUGUUGGGCUCCCCGGCCCGCCUGGCUUCCCAGCUGCUGGGCGACGAGCUGCUCCUCGCCAAACUGCCCCACAGCCGGGAAAGUGCCUUCCGCAGCCUGGGCCCAUUGGAGGCCCAGGACUCGCUCUACAACUCGCCCCUCACAGAGUCCUGCCUUUCUCCCGCUGAGGAGGAGCCAGCCCCCUGCAAGGACUGCCAGCCGCUCUGCCUGCCGCCAGCGAGCAGCUGGGAACGGCAGCGGCAAGCCUCUGACGUAGCUUCUUCUGGGGUGGUGUCCUUAGACGAGGAUGAGGUGGAGCCAGAGGAACAGUGACCCAAAUCAUGCCCGGUGGUGGCAUGUGUCCCCUGGCCGCUGCUGGGGGCAGAGCCUCUGUGCCCAAGCAUGGGCGAGGCUUCCAGCAGAGCUCCAAAGCCUGGAGGGCUCCUGGGAGCACUCACUCCUCCAUUGUGUGUUUGCAUGAAAGUGUUCAGAGGAGGCAGGGGCCAGGCUGGGGGCGCAUGUCCUGCCCCCACUCCUGGGGUUUGCCGGGGGUUGCCCGGGGCCCCUGGGGCAUGGCUACAGCUGUGGCAGACAGUGAUGUUCAUGUUCUUAAAUCAAAACCACCACGUGCACAUUUCCCCCUUGGGUGAUGUGAACCCCUAUGGGGGCAGCUGUGACUGGGCUGUGUGGGGUGGAGCGGGAGGGAGCCCUGCCUCCCCACCCCCUCCCCCUGCCUCUCCUCUGCUUCUCUCCUCACCUCCGAGUCCAUGUGUAGUGCUUGACAGAAUUGCCCCUGCCCGGGGUGGGGGGUGGCUCUGGCCCUCCUGGAGCCUCUGGAUUGAGCUGUCCCCCCAAGGGCCCCUCGCCCAGCUGGGCUCGUGCUGUGCUUCACCUGUCCAUCAUCUCUAAAUCUUCUUUUUC